AUGAACAUGAUAUCUGAUGUAUACCACGCGUACCAAUUGGUUCACUCGCAGGGUAUACCCGAUGACCGCAUAAUAGUCAUGCAUUCGGACGAUAUAGCCUACGAUCCACUCAACCCAACCCCUGGGGUUAUAAUCAACGCUAUUAACGGCACUAAUGUUUACGAAGGGGUUCCUAAAGACUAUACUGGAAAUGAUGUCACCAUCAAGAACUUUUUUGGUGUACUUAACGGCGACCCUGAGCUAAUUAAACAUGGCAAGAAAGUGAUUAAAACUAACGCAAAUAAUCAAAUAAUAAUGUUCCCGAAUGAAACACUUCACGCAAAGGACCUUGUUAAUGUGUUAGGCGAGUUAUACAAGCAAAACAAAUAUGAUCAAUUAGUGGUUUAUUUAGAAUCAUGUAAAUCAGGAUCAAUGUUUGCAAACUUAUUGCCAAAUGACUGGAACUUAUAUGCCCUUGCUGCUACACAACCCGAUGAAUAUGGGGCUCAAUAUUCUUACGAUUUUAGUCCCCGACAAAGUUUCCUUGCUACUUAUUUUUCGACCAUAUGGUUCCAAAAUGCUGACCAAAGUGAUCCUGAAAGGGAGACCCUGGACACACAGUUUCAAUACAUAGCCGCCAGACCUGAUGUAUGGGUGCCCUAUCAGGUGGGCGAUGAGACCUGGUGUCUCAACGUUACGCAACACCCCCAACAAUAUGGCGAUCUAUCCAUUGCCAAAACGCGUACUGUUUCGCAGUUUAUGGGACCUCUCUCACAAAAUGGGCUAAACAAGGAUAUUAAGCAAGAUAUAAUUAUUGAAAAAUGCAAUCUGACCAUUGACCAAGAUAUAUAUGUGUUUUUGGCACAAAAGCGUAUUGAUCUUACUGUUGAUACUAAUGAGAAGCAACGUUAUCAGGAUCAAUUGGAUGGUCUGACUAGGGGUCGUGAAUAUGUGGAUAAAGUAUUGUAUGAAUACGUGAAUAGUAUUCAACACUUAAUGCCAAACAUCGCAACCAAUGCUAUACUCAAUACAAACCGAGAGCUCUAUAACAGAGAGUGUUAUCGAAAAAUGGUCGACACUUUCAAUGAGAAGUGCUUUAAUCUGUCAAAAAAUACAUACGCUUUACAUAAAGUCCACGUAUUCAUCAAUAUAUGCGAGACAUUGAAUGGACGGACAGAAGUUUGGGAAAGUGCUGCCAAACAACUGGACAACUGUGAAAACAACACCGAAAAUGAAUUCAUUGAAAUGCACAGUGAAUUGCAGCCACUUUUGGCCAAAAACAUUGGACAUAAUUCACACCCAAUAACUAAUCAAAGUGACCGAAAAAGUUGUAAUCUCAUUAACCGAUUACCCUUCUCAUUUUGGCUGACACCUGUCUGGAUAUACUGUAUAUAU
Messenger RNA from Oppiella nova, 1374 nucleotides. Lineage: Eukaryota; Metazoa; Arthropoda; Arachnida; Sarcoptiformes; Oppiidae. The record is from the annotation of a GenBank genome assembly.